AAAAAUAAAAUACUUUCCCUGUUCUUCAAGCCAACAAAAAAAAAAAAAAAAAACUCCGAAAACCCAUAGUCUCUCGCUCUUUCGAGGUCGAUCCCCAACAGUAAUCCAAUCAUGCUGACAGUGAGUGUGAAAUGGCAAAAGGAAGUCUUUAAGGCUGUGGAAAUUGACACGAGUCAGCCUCCAUAUGUUUUCAAGUGCCAGUUGUUUGAUCUAACUGGAGUACCCCCUGAAAGGCAGAAGAUUAUGGUUAAAGGUGGCUUACUGAAGGAUGAUGCAGAUUGGUCUACAGUUGGGGUGAAACAGGGUCAAAAAUUGAUGAUGGUGGGAACUGCUGAUGAGAUUGUUAAGGCCCCAGAAAAGGGCCCUGUUUUUAUGGAAGAUCUUCCAGAAGAAGAACAAGUGGUGUCUUUGGGUCAUAGUGCUGGGCUAUUUAACCUGGGAAAUACCUGCUACAUGAAUUCCACAGUACAAUGCCUGCACUCUGUUCCAGAGUUGAAGUCUGCUUUAGUAAAGUAUUCACAUUCAGGAAGAAGCAACGAUUUGGAUCAGACUUCUCAUAUGUUGACAGUUGCAACUCGUGAUUUAUUUAGUGAACUUGAUAAAAGUGUCAAGCCAGUUGCGCCUAUGCAAUUUUGGAUGGUAUUGCGUAAAAAGUAUCCUCAAUUUGGCCAGUUGCAUAAUGGUGUAUUCAUGCAGCAGGAUGCUGAAGAAUGUUGGACACAACUAUUAUACACCCUUUCUCAGUCACUUCGAUCACCAGGUUCCAGUGAAAAUCUUGAUACUGUAAAGGACCUUUUUGGUAUUGAACUUGCAAGCAGGAUACAUUGCCAAGAGAGCGGUGAAGAAAGCUCUGAAACAGAAUCAGUUUACUCACUAAAAUGCCAUAUUUCACAAGAGGUGAACCAUUUGCAUGAAGGUCUAAAGCAUGGUUUGAAAUCAGAAUUGGAAAAGGCUUCUCCUGCCCUGGGGCGUAGUGCAAUUUACUUGAAAGAGUCUCGAAUAAAUGGCUUGCCAAGGUAUUUGACUAUUCAGUUUGUCCGGUUUUUCUGGAAGAGGGAGUCAAAUCAAAAGGCUAAGAUAUUGCGUAAAGUGGAUUAUCCACUGGAGUUGGAUGUUUAUGAUCUGUGUUCAGACGAACUUCGCAAACAAUUGGAAGGCCCUCGCCAGAUUCUGAGGGAUGAGGAAGGUAAAAAGCUUGGUUUGAAAGCUAAUGAGAAGAGCUCUGGCACUAAAGAUGAUGAUGUCAAGAUGACUGAUGCAGAGGGAUCAUCAAAUGCAAGUGGAGAAUCAUCUGCAACUACACCUCAAGAAGGGGUUCUCUCUGACAAGGAAUCACGUUUGACUGGGAUUUAUGAUUUGGUUGCUGUGCUCACCCACAAAGGUCGAAGUGCUGAUUCAGGGCAUUACGUUGCUUGGGUCAAGCAAGAAAGUGGGAAAUGGAUUGAGUUUGAUGAUGAUAACCCUAUUCCUCAGCGGGAGGAAGACAUUGUUAAACUGUCUGGAGGAGGUGAUUGGCACAUGGCAUACAUCUGCAUGUACAAGGCUCGAACCAUAGCGAUGUAAUAUUGUUUUGAUAUGUGGUGUACUUUGAUUUAUUUUUACAUUAAACGGGAACCACCGUCGUAUAUUGAGAAUUGUGAAAUGUCCAAAUAGAUUUUUGCAGAAUUGUGUUGUACUUAUAUACAUUGUCAUCCAUGCAGUUUCUAGGGUGUGCUUUUAAAUUUAUUGAAUUUUAAAUAAUAUGAUGGUAUUUAUUUGGAUAUCAUUUUGAUCAAGAGUGUCAAAAUUUACAAGAGAAGCUUAA
Molecule: messenger RNA, 1804 nt
Organism: Theobroma cacao (cacao)
Lineage: Eukaryota; Viridiplantae; Streptophyta; Magnoliopsida; Malvales; Malvaceae
Product: ubiquitin carboxyl-terminal hydrolase 6-like
Biological process (GO): protein deubiquitination; regulation of proteasomal protein catabolic process; proteasome-mediated ubiquitin-dependent protein catabolic process
Molecular function (GO): protein binding; proteasome binding; cysteine-type deubiquitinase activity
Source: RefSeq, a predicted model, not a curated record